Gigantopelta aegis is the source of this 439-nucleotide messenger RNA. RefSeq names its product otolin-1-like. NCBI's taxonomy places the organism in Eukaryota, Metazoa, Mollusca, Gastropoda, Neomphalida, Peltospiridae. The record is from RefSeq and is a predicted model, not a curated record. The transcript has a single exon. The annotation marks the transcript as partial.
AUGGUCGUGAUGGGCGUGGAUGGACGUGAUGGAAGGCCAGGUCCUACUGGACCAGUUGGUCCACCUGGAAGAGAUGGUAUGAAUUAUGGAGUGAAAGGAGAUAAAGGAGAUCUAGGACCACAAGGACCUCCAGGACUUCCUGGUAAACAAGGCGAGAAUGGCAUAAAUGGCAGGGAUGGAGCACCAGGACCACAGGGACCUCCUGGAACUGGGGGUGUGUUCUUUACCAGAUGGGGAGAGUUUUGUGUCCAAAUACAACAGGAACAGAACUACUCUAUAAGGGGAGAGCUGCAAGGCAGUGAAGGAAAUCGUUGGGGGUUACAGUGGAGGUGGAGAUUAAUUACAUAUGUCUGCCUGAUGAGCCUGAGUUUUUCUUAUUUCAAUGGUGCUUCUGAUUACCAGUCAUUUGUGGAAGGUUCAGAAUAUGAAGUUAUUGAUG